CUUUCAACGGAACCGAAAGGAAAACUUGUUUUUAUUUCGUGGAAGAUUUUAACAUUUAGAUUUUAUUCUAAAAAGUUUGUUAAGAGAGGAGGACAGUGGGGGAAAUGGCACAGGGAACAAGAAACCCGAAUUAUUUUCUUGCUAUUCAAAUAACAAACGAAGAGAUCAAACAAAAUGUCAGGGCGAUUCAGAAGACAGUGCAAGCGAGGGAUAGAAGUCUAUCCUCCAUGAUGGAAUCAGUAGAGACACUUCAUCUGACGCUGGGUCUCUACUAUUUCAAAGAUGCACGGAGUGUUUCACGGUGUAAGGCUGCCCUGGACAGAUUCCACGGACAGUUGAGGUCAGAAAACUUUGCUCCCCCACGUCUUACUGUUUUAAAGUUGGGCCAUUUUUAUAAUAAAGUCUUGUUCGCGGCACUGGAAGACAACGAGGGGCUAGAAGACUUAAAAAUUCUUACGGAUGACGUAAGAGGGUCGCUCUCUAGGGACGGCAUUCGGACCACAGAUAACAGGUUUUCACCACAUGUCACCAUCUGCAAGAUUCCCAGAAACAGCUCGAAGACAAUUGAUCCCUCAUGCUAUGAUGGGAUGCAAUCCACAUACUUUGGAAGACAAACGAUAGAAAGUAUUCAGCUGUGUUCAAUGCAGAAACCCAAAACUGAAUCGGGGUACUAUCAUAUUGAUCACGAAAUCAGAUUCUAUUAGAGGAGAAAAACAGGAUACAUAUCUACAUUCAGUGUAUAUAUAUUUCCCUUCGGUAGGGAUUGGAAAUCUGUGACGUUUAUAUUUUUACACGUUAUUCCGCAUUUGAAAAGAUUUUAAAAUUAUUGCUUGGUUUAAUAAGCCUUUAAAUUUUUUAGCCUCGUUUAUAUGUAUAUUGUUGAAUACUGAUGACUAAAUGAAACAUGAAAAAUUUAUUUAAACAGCGCUAUUCGUGGCUGUUCCAUAUACAUUGACAACAUUGAUUAUAAUGAAUCGUACAAAGGAAUACUUUAAUCUAACAUUAGACCUGACUUAAAGGGCCGGUAUUGGUUUCUAGCUUUACAAAAAGCAUAUCAAUUUCCGUUCCACAUCUUGAUUUUAGGCGAUACACAGUAGACUAUUGGGCUCUAGUUCUCAUAAUGUAUAGUGAUUGAAAAAAAGUUUUACAGUCGUUGUCCGAGUAGUAUGAUUUAUGAAUUUUUUUUUUAGUUUUGUUUUCAGUUUACAUUCUAUAAUACGAUAUUCUAAUUAUUAUGCGUUUAUUUACAACCAAGGACAUAUGAGAACUAUGAAAAGUCUCGCGUGACGCGAUUUCAAAGGUCGGAAACCCUUUGACUCCUUGCGACAAAUGAUGCACGUCGCCUUAGUUUUUACAACAGAAAUAACAGGAUACAUGAUGUUUGUAGAUGUAGAAGGAUUUUACGAGGCGUUUGAACACUGUCAUUAUUCACUGUACAUUCAACUGAACACUUUUCUGUAUUAACAGCUGCAUACUUUGUAUAGGGGGACGUACCUGAGCCGGAAUGGCAAGGAGACGAAAAUUAGUAACUGACCCAUCCCCAUUUUUUUUAAAAUCCAUAAACUUUCCUCCUGCAUUUUUGGUUUAAAAAGUCACCACUGCACACGUUCUUUGCAAAGAACGAACUGCAUCUACUUUGCAGUACUUCUCACACUAUUUACUAUAGAUGUUCUGGAAAGACAAACGCAACAGUUUCAAGCUCGGCAUGAUUUUUGGGAAGUUGAUUUUAAUCAGCUCUCCUAUGCAGUUACCCGGGCAAACCGGAAGUGAAACAGUGUUUGGACUUACCGGUAAGCACCAGUCGUCACCACCGCUGACAAGACUUAGUUGUAGAAAAUAAUCAAUAAAUUCGAUGUAAUGUAUUC
Magallana angulata is the source of this 1865-nucleotide messenger RNA. Its product is annotated as A-kinase anchor protein 7-like. Gene Ontology annotation, molecular function: protein kinase A regulatory subunit binding. Lineage: Eukaryota; Metazoa; Mollusca; Bivalvia; Ostreida; Ostreidae. The record is from RefSeq and is a predicted model, not a curated record. Gene Ontology annotation, cellular component: cytosol. The transcript has 5 exons. The coding region runs from base 105 to 704 and encodes 199 amino acids.